AUGAAGUCCUCGUUGCUCACUCUUGCACUCCUUUUGCUCCUGGUCAAGUUGGCCUCAGGUAAUUGGUAUGUGAGAAAAUGUGCAAACAGACUUGGGACUUGCAAGAAGAUGUGCAGCUAUGGAGAAACACAGAUAAACCCGGUAACAGGAAUGUGCAACAGAGAAAAAUUAUGCUGUGUUCCCCGCUUGCAGAAUGAUCCGCUGUUGUGUGGUGAUGGUGAUGGUGAUAGUGAUAGUGACAGUAAUGCAAUGUUUGGAAGGACAUCACAUCUUCGUAGUACCAGUAAUUUUGGGGGUGGGGAGAUACAAAUAAGACAGAGAACAGACAUGAUUAAAGUAUAUUCCCAAACAUCCAUUAAGAACUGA
This is a messenger RNA of Erinaceus europaeus (western European hedgehog), 366 nucleotides long. RefSeq names its product beta-defensin 126-like. The transcript is spliced from 3 exons. The record is from RefSeq and is a predicted model, not a curated record. Lineage: Eukaryota; Metazoa; Chordata; Mammalia; Eulipotyphla; Erinaceidae. The coding region runs from base 1 to 366 and encodes 121 amino acids.